This is a messenger RNA of Nasonia vitripennis (jewel wasp), 4182 nucleotides long. It is a transcript of the gene hop, whose product is annotated as tyrosine-protein kinase hopscotch. Lineage: Eukaryota; Metazoa; Arthropoda; Insecta; Hymenoptera; Pteromalidae. Gene Ontology annotation, cellular component: cytosol; cytoskeleton. Bases 314 to 3739 code for a protein of 1141 amino acids. The record is from RefSeq and is a predicted model, not a curated record. Gene Ontology annotation, molecular function: ATP binding; cytokine receptor binding; non-membrane spanning protein tyrosine kinase activity. Gene Ontology annotation, biological process: hemopoiesis; intracellular signal transduction; peptidyl-tyrosine phosphorylation. The transcript is spliced from 12 exons.
AUAUAUAUGUGCGAAUAGGUCCGCGAAUAACGUGAAAGAAUCAUGAUUGCAUAUAGUUUCCUGAAUAUUAAGCAUGUAUAAACAAUCGGAUGUUGUUAGUAAAUUCGCGUAUAUGCUUAAAAGUUAAAUAACGUCUGUGUGUGUGUGUGUGUUUCUGUAAGUGUUGAUAAGUACCUAUGUAAUGGAUAACUUGUAAGUUCGUCUGUAGAUUUACGGCUAUAUGCUAUUUAUAGCCAGUGAUUUGUAACAAUAAAACGUUCUAAUUAAUCUAAGGAUAAUGGAUAAAACAUAGACAAGAUUACACUUAAUAAUCAUGGAGGAGGAUAAACUAGCAGUAAUAAACGUGGCCACAGAAGUGAAGAUAAUAAAUAUUACUUAUGUCACAGGUUGGACUGCGGAGGAUUUGUGCAUUAAGGUAUGUCAAUAUUUUGGUAUUGGCCCAGUGGCAAGACAUCUUUUCGCACUUAGAAAUCGUUCUACAAAACUUUGGUAUCAUUCAGCAUACAAAUUCGAUGGAAAAGAAAAGCACAAAUUUGACUUCCGCUUAAGAUUCAAACCAUCUAGUCUUCGUAGAUUAAAACAGUUAGAUGUUAGAGCUUAUGAUUAUUAUUUUCAACAAGCAAGAGGCGAUGUACUGGAAAACAAAGUUCCAGAUAUUGUGUAUGAAAGGCACAGGCGUGAGCUCAUAGGUUUAGGUGUUUGUGAUAUGUAUAGAGUUAUGUUGGAAAAAGAUGUUGCACGUGAAAUUGUUGAAUCUGACUAUAAAAAGUAUAUACCAAAGGAAUGUAUAAAAAGACAUUCUUUUUUUAUAAGAAAACCAAUUCAUAAUGCUUUGGCUCGGAUAUCUGGACAUGAUGCUUCUUUUGUCAAAGAGCAAUACCUCAAUCAGUUUGAAUCUAUGGCUCCUAAUUAUUUAUGCGAAGAGUAUAAGGCUUUAAUUGACAAGGGAAUGACCAGUCCACCGCUUCGUGUACUUUUAAGGAUAAAUGCUACAGACAUAAAAUACUGUCAAAUUGAAGAAAGUAAUAGUAAUUGGAAAGUAUUAUGUGCUAUCGAAGAUCUCUGUUUCGUUUCCAUCAGGCAAGAUAAUACUGUAGAAGUAUCGAGAAAAAAUGGAAUACCAUCGUACUUGAAAUUCAGUACAAAUUCAUUACUCAUGUCAUUUGUCUCAGCACUUGAUGGAUAUUAUCGUUUAUCUAUAAAAUGGACAUUCAAUCUUUGUGGUGAUGCUGUGACGCCUAGCUUAGAACGUUUACAUAGGCUAAAAUGCCAUGGACCUGUUGGUGGGGAAUUUUCAUAUUCAAAACUUGAAGACAAGAGAGCCAACAGAGCAGGAACGUUUAUUUUGCGAGAGAGUGAAUCUAAAUAUGAUGCAUACUAUUUGGAUGCUUGUGGAAGAGAUUCCAAACCACGAACUCGAAAGAUAGAAAAAAUCGGACCUGAAGAUUUUGCUCUAUCAGAAUCCAUGCAACGAUUUAGAUCCAUUGCUCAAUUGAUUGCUGCUCACCAAGACCCUGAAGGUGCAUUAUACCUGAACGAAUGCUUGCCUCCUUCAGAAUAUGAUAAAUCGCCAUUGCUAAUAUGUGCUCCUGAAGGAUAUGGAAGUGAUGUAGCAGCUGAUGAAGAAAUCAUUGCCGGAGUUUUAGAAGGAAGACCGUGUUGCGUACCACCGCAUGAAUUGCAGGUUUAUAAAGCUCAACCUUUUCCUAAAAGUAAGGAAAGUCAAGCGCGUUUAAAUUCGUCAUCUUGCGGUGGUCCGACCACAACUCUUUAUAGAGCAAUGUGGCGCGUGACCAAAGGCAAGAGGCUAGAAACCGCAAUCAAGUUAUUAAAGGAAGAUGAAGGACAACCCACGAAAGAGUUUUUGAAACUAGCACAAAAGUGGGGUCAACUGCGGUCAAGUGCUCUAGUAAGAUUGUACGGCGUAACUCUUGCUCCGUCAGUUGGGAUGCUUUUGGAACUUGUCAAAUUAGGAGCUUUAGAUGCUUAUUUACGUAAUAAUUCUCCACAAACCAUUAAGACUGUUGACAUGGUUGAAGCUGCAGCUUGUCUUGCUACUGCCGUUUGGCAUUUGGAGGAAAACGGAGUUGUACACGGAAAUAUUCGAUGUCGAAAAUUAUUGGUACACGCACACACCGAUAACAGUUUUAUCGUGAAAUUAGCCGACCCUGGAAUUUUCAGUUAUAAGCCAGCCGAUGUCCAUUGGUUGCCGCCGGAAUGUUACGGAAAUCCAGAUUUGGCGAGACGAAGCAUACAGGCCGAUGUUUGGGCCAUAGCUACAACGCUAUGGGAAAUAUUUUCACGAGGAACUAUUUUGCCAUCAAAUACUGAGCCCGAUCCUAUUAAGAAGUUUUACGCAAGUGGAAAACGUCUACCUAUACCAAAUGGCUGUCCACCAGAGGUUUAUAAGCUUAUGACAGACUGCUGGGGCGAAAUAGGAGGUUCGAGGAAACAACCGCAAGCCAUAAUGCGAGACAUCAAUCAAAUAAAGUACCAAGUGUACAAUUCAAGAAGAACUCAUGCGUAUGCUACGGCGUUUCCAAAACGAGCAAACGAUUCGGAACUUAUCGAUGACGAUUUUAGCGAAGUUACUGAGCAUAAUUCAUCGUCGGAUUGUGAAUCAAGAGCUAGCAGUCUUUUUACGGAUCGGACAAGCCUCCCAUGGGACGAUUCUGAAGAUAAUACGAGAGGUCUGGCGCAUAUGGAAUGGAGCGGUGUACCUUUUGAAGACACCGAGGAUGUUCUUUCAACCUAUUUGGGUUGGUGGGCAAAAACUAGUGGCGAUAAUGCCGAUAAUGGAUACGACCACGAUGGUGGCUUGUUGGGACAGAUGCAAAGCAUUUUCGAAUUGGAUGCCGAUUGUAACGUAAUUCUGCAAGGCCGCAUAGGCCAAGGCUUCUACGGUGAAGUCUAUUUGGGAAUAUGCGAAAAGGAUAGUGUAAAAGAUGCCGAACCUCAGCAGGUCGCAGUUAAAAAGUUGAAAAUGCGAGCUCUUGAAGCUGACUUGCGGGACUUUGAAAGAGAAAUAGAAAUAAUGAAGACUUUGAAGCAUCCCAAUGUUGUUGGAAUAUUGGGCGUUAUUUCGGAACCGGAGGUGUGCUUAGUUAUGGAAUUCGUUAAGCACGGUUCAUUACAAAGUUAUCUUGCCAUACAUCGGGAGAGCCUCACUAAUAAAAGACUGUUAGGCUUUGCCCUUGAUAUCGCUACCGGCAUGGAAUAUCUCGGUCGCAUGAAUAUUGUGCACAGAGAUCUUGCUGCAAGAAAUAUUCUCGUUGCAGAUGAUAAUAGAGUGAAAAUUAGCGACUUCGGUCUUGCCCAAGUAACUGGCAAAAAUGAUUAUUAUAUAUUACAAACCAAUAGAGAUCUUCCCAUCAAGUGGUAUGCGCCAGAAAGUUUAAGGGAUGGAAAAUUCUCACCUCGCUCGGAUGUUUGGUCGUUCGGUGUGACAAUGUACGAGACUUUUAGUUUUGGUGAAGAUCCAAAGUUACCGGAAUUUGGUAGUAAUAGCGUAGUCGAAGUUGAAGGAUCCGGUAAGGCUGUUAAUACUUUAGAAGAAGAAGGAGGCGCAGACUUAUUAAAAGCUCUGGAAAGAGGUGCACGACUACCUUGUCCAGCAACAUGUCCUCAAGAAGUGUACACAAAAGUAAUGUAUCCUUGCUGGAAUAUUCAGAGCCACGAACGUCCAGAAUUUGCAAAACUCUGCAAGGAUAUUCGGGAUUUGAUUAACAAUGAGUAUUAAUGUUUUUGCACGUGCCAUGGUAUAAUUAUCAAGCGGUAUGUUCGGUGUUCCUCGAUCGAUUAAUGAGAUUUGCGAAAAAAGUUGGUAGAGCACCUAGUGAAUAACGAUUAACUAUUUAUAGUUAAUAAUCUGUUUAUAUAAAAGACCUGCUAAUGUGAUGAAUUUGUAUGUAUUGUUAUUUUGUUAUAUUUUUGCUAAGUUUAUUAACCAAAACGUUUUCAUGUAUGCUGCAAAUUGAUUAUGAAUUACCAUUCCGUUCAUUGUAAAUUAUUUGACAGUUGAUGAUAAGUGACGACGAAAGUAAUCAUGUAAUUUAAUAUGCGUUAAAUACGCAAAUGUGUGUAUUCUGUGAUUUUGUUCGCGCACAGAUGUUGUAUAUACGGAAACUUACUUUUAUUUUAUUUUUACAACUUAUAAUAAAAUAUAUACAUUUUUAUAUUUAA